This is a messenger RNA of Gadus chalcogrammus (walleye pollock), 7194 nucleotides long. RefSeq names its product NUAK family, SNF1-like kinase, 1b (gene nuak1b). The coding region runs from base 1012 to 3084 and encodes 690 amino acids. The record is from RefSeq and is a predicted model, not a curated record. The transcript has 7 exons. Gene Ontology annotation, biological process: intracellular signal transduction; microtubule cytoskeleton organization; protein phosphorylation. Gene Ontology annotation, cellular component: cytoplasm. Gene Ontology annotation, molecular function: ATP binding; tau-protein kinase activity; protein serine/threonine kinase activity. Lineage: Eukaryota; Metazoa; Chordata; Actinopteri; Gadiformes; Gadidae.
UCCUCCUUCUUCUUCGCAGCAGCAGCCCCUCGCGCACCAGAGACCAGAGACACACAGAGAGAAGAAGCAGAAGAAGAAGAAGGAGAGAGAGCGAGAGAGAGAGAGAGUGUGUGAGAGAGAGAGAAGGAGCAGUAAAACGACCAUGGCACCAUUCAGAGCGUCUCCCGUUGAGCUCUCCGAUCACCACAGCAGCACCGCAUCUCUGGCGUCCACUCGGGCAUGGGGCACUGGCAUCGCAGCGCAGGGGGUCCAGAGGAGUGACGCUGUGACACCUGGGCUGUGGACAAAAUGAGGGUCCGCAUCUUCAUCCACCACGCCGGUUCCGUCGCUGCUUUUCUCGGGAGGCGAUGACGCUGAGGGUUUGGCCUUUUAGUUGUGAGUUAAUAUGUGAUCGGUCGGCGGCGUUUAGAGCGACAGACGUGAACGUGAACGACCAAUGAAAGCACGACAGACUACGAGAUGACGCCAGACCACUAACUGAGUUCUAUAGCACGGAUCGUUCUUUUUUGUUAGUUUAUUGUACUUAUUAUAGAGCUGUUAAAGGCUCUCUAUCGUCCGCAUACAUAAUACACCUAUAUAUAUUUUUUUAGAAAGUGAAAGUUGAGGAGUCGACAUGCGGUGUCUUAUUCUGAGGACGUGUGAGUCUACACUAUAGUCGUAGACCCUGUAGGACUAUGAGUUAUGUUAUUAUAUACCAGGAUGAUAGUGCCCGUCUGAUGGCUAUUCGCAGUUAAUCUGACAGUAGACUGGCUAUACAAGGCUAUUGUUAAGUAAACGUUUGGAAACAAUGUUUGUACUCCAAGUAUGACAGAACCCAAAUGAUCUUCCAAGACAAUCUGGAAAUAAUACUUUCCACUAAUAUAUUAUCUAGUACGCAUUAUUCUUUUGUAUUUAUUUAUUUAUUAAAACUAUCACUAGGCCUAUAAGUAUUAUAUUAUCGUUAAGAAAAACUAGUUAGUUCGAGCGAGUUUGACCAGUGGGAUGUUAGAGUGAAUAAGUCCCCUUAUCGAGAUGGAUACCGCGUGUAUAGCGGCCCAGCGGGGGUUAUCCCGGCCCGGGGCCAGAGCCUCCACGGGCCAGCACAGAGGAGGAGGGGGCGAGCAACCUGUUGGCUCCGACCCCGCUGUAGAGAACACGGCUCACGACGACGGGAGGAGGAACUCUGGCGUGAAGAAGCACCACCACAAGCACAACCUGAAGCACCGCUACGAGCUGCUGGAGACGCUCGGCAGAGGCACGUAUGGCAAAGUGAGGAAAGCCAUCGAGCGCCACUCCGGCAGAGAGGUGGCCAUCAAGUCGAUCCGGAAGGAGAAGAUCAAGGACGAUCAGGACAUGGUGCACAUACGGCGAGAGAUCGAGAUCAUGUCAUCACUGCGCCACCCACACAUCAUCUCUAUAUACGAAGUGUUCGAAAACAAGGACAAGAUUGUGAUUGUGAUGGAGUACGCCAGCAAGGGAGAGCUGUACGACUACAUCAGCGAGCGCCGGCGUCUGGGCGAGCGAGAGACGCGACGCUUCUUCAGACAGAUAGUGUCCGCCGUGCACCACUGCCACAAGAAUGGAGUGGUCCACAGGGAUCUCAAACUGGAAAAUGUGCUACUGGAUGAAAACGGCAAUAUCAAGAUCGCAGACUUCGGGCUGUCCAACCUGUACCACAAGGACAAGCUGCUGCAGACCUUCUGCGGCAGUCCGCUCUACGCCUCGCCAGAGAUCGUCAACGGAAAACCUUACCGCGGGCCUGAGGUGGACAGCUGGGCUCUGGGGGUUCUGCUGUACACGUUGGUCUACGGCGCCAUGCCCUUUGAUGGCGGGAACCACAAGAACCUCAUCCGCCAGAUCAGCAACGGAGAAUACCGAGAGCCCACCCAGUCCUCCGACGCCCGGGGUCUGAUCCGAUGGAUGCUGAUGGUGAACCCCGACCGCCGGGCCACCGUGGAGGACAUCGCCAACCACUGGUGGGUCAACUGGGGCUGGAAGAACAGCGUGUGCGACUGCGAGACCCAGCACGACCACGGGAGCUCUCCCAUGCUGGCCCGCCUCAUCGACUGGCAGAACCGCUCCGAGAAGCCCGCCGCGGCCCCCCUGCCGCUGCGGCAGAGGCCCAAGAAGUCCAAGAAGGAGAACGUGGAGGACGACGAAGACAACAACGAAGACGACGACGCCGGCGGCGGCGGCGGCGGCGGUGGCGGCGGCGGCGGCAACGCUCCGGGCGGCGCCGGGCCGGAGGACAAGCCGGGCCUGAAGAGACCCAAGGGCAUCCUGAAGACCAGGCUCGCCGGGGAACCUCGCACACCCAGCCCCGAGCAGACGGAGCAGGGCCAGCCGGCGCUGCUGCUGCGCCCGUCGGCCAGCGGCCGAGGAGGGGCAGGGGAGGAAGGGUCCGGUCCCGAGCGCGAGGAGGAGGCUAUGGAGAACGCGGCGGGGGGCUCCCCGGCCAAGAUGGCGGCGCCCACCCUCCCCAAGAAAGGCAUCCUGAAGAACAACCAACAGCAGCGCGAGUCGGGCUACUACUCGUCCCCGGAGCGCAGCGAGUCCUCGGAGCUGCUGGGGGGCGCCGCCAUGUCGCUGCUCGCCAGCUCGCCGCCCAAACGAGCCAUGGGCCGCAAGGGCAUCCUGAAGCGCAACGGCAAGUACUCCACCUUCAGCGGGCCCCCGUCGGCGGCGGCCGUGGCGGCGGCGGCGGCGGCGGCCCUGUGCGAGGCCGGCACGGCGGCCGAGUCGGGCCUGUCCCGCAGCCAGAGCCGGCCCUCCAGCAUCGUGGGGGAGGACGGCUCGGCGCUCUCCCUGUCCCCCAGCGCCCUCGGCGGGGCCGAGUGGCCCCCCUCCGGCGGCUCCGCCCGGCUGCGCCCCAACAUCAGGGCCUGCGUGUCGGCCGAGAACCUGCUGCAGCUGGCCAACUUCCAGGGGUUCCAGGCCGCGCCGCCGCUCCUCCUCCAGGGGUCCAAGGGCUUCGGGCGGCGGGGGUCCCGCGGGAAGCCCGGGUCGCCGGGGGACAACGGCAGCUUCUCCCUGCUCGGGGACCUUGAGGACAUGACUCAGGUGUAUCAGCAGGCCCUGGACAUCAGCUGCAGCACCCACACCUGACCGCUGGGUGGCAUGCAAGACAGUGUGUGUGUGUGCGUGCGUGCGUGUGUGUGUGUGUGUUUUUGUGAGUGUGUGUGUGUGUCAGCUUGUGUGCGUGUUUGCGUGCGUGUGUGUGUGUGUGUGUGUGUGUAUGUGUGCUCACUGGCGUGCGUGCCUCUGUGUGUGUGUGUGAUUGUGUGUUGGUCCUGUGCGAUGUGAACGUUUACAUAGGUGGUAUUGACGACCAGUGUGUUGCUGGGAUACACCUUUUUUUGGGGGGGGGGGGAAGGUUUCCAACGAGAGUCAGGAAAUCUGGAUCAGAACGACGUGUAAACAACACAGGAACGCACACACACACACACACACACACAUGCACGCGAAUGCACUUCUCUGGCCAGAGGAAAUUCAGUUAGCAUGUAUUUGAGAAUAUGAGAUGGAAGUUAGAUAAGUAGCUGGCAAGAGAGAAUGCCACCCAGUGUGUCUUUUGUCGGCCCACCCAUAGACUUUGCUGUGUUCAAAUGUUUACAUAUUCAGCAGAAAGGCAAGUUAGAAUCACAAACGCAUGGAGCAGAAAUCGGUUGCCUUUUCUGGCUGAACCGCAACCUUUUUUUAGUUUGAGUUUACAACAGCACCUUAAAACUCACAGAGAGCACACGCUUUUGUGAUCUUUACUUCCUGUAUCUUUUGUUUUGUUUGUUUUUUUGUUAACAAACCAGGGUCUUGCUCCAAAAUAACUGUUGAUGUUAAUUAUUUAUUAAUAGUUGUGUGUAGCUUUUAGUUUUUGAACGCCAAACUGGUGGAUGUGGCUGUUUUACUGGAAGAGUCUGAAGCUCAUGGAGGGAACCGACAUAUAUAAUUCUGUUACUAAGUGAUGGGGAAGCAUAACUAUAUGUAUAAUCAGCAUAUUAAACUACGGCUGCGUAUGUAACACACGCAGCCCGAGUGUAUCUUCAUUUAAACGCAUAUGUCGUAUAUAUGUGUACGAUACUUGAGGAUAUGUAGUGCCUUGUUUUUAUUUUUAUUUUUCAAUCAUAUAAUGAGAUUAUAUUAUGUCGUUCCCGGGAGUGCAGAGGAAAGCCAUGCCACCAGUGAGGCCAUGUUAUUGUUUUGAUUUAGUUUGGGAAUGUGGAGAGAACCAGGACCUUUAACACAUGGUCGACCAGCCAUCUUUUAUUACUGUGGAAUGAGGGAAAAAAAGGGAGGGGGUCAAGGGUGACUCUGAUGAAAGCGAUUCAUCUUAUUCUCCUUCUCCUCCAGGCCACAGGUAAAACAAUACACACGCAAACACGCACACACACACAGACUUGAUUACAAACAGACUAGCACGGCAGACUCUUAAAAUAGCCCAGUCUGUGUUCCAUGACAACAUGGAUCAUUGUGUCCCCACUUCAGGAGACGUGGUUGGAAGGACACGCAGUCUUCCGCAGCUCACCUAAACGAGACAAGAGGGAUCUUUAGUCACACGGGAUGGCCCACAAUGCAUCACUCACAGAACUGGAAUGUUCCUGGCAAACAAACACACCGCUGGGGGUCCUUUUUUUUUAUAUUUGUUUUUAUAAAUAACCUCACAACACAUUUCUGGUGAGCGACCGAGCGUUAAACCCUAAACCCGGACAGACCCCCAGCAGACCAAAGGUGUCGAAGGUGUGUUUUCUGACCCCCUCUGGCGUUUGGUUAAUGUCUCACCGGAUCCCGCGCCACCCCUCUCUGUGUCAGGCACCUGGGGAGGUGCGUUUGUUUCUCCAGACGCUGAUGACACAGCGCAUUCCACAGACAAUGGCUGCUGCCGUCGCAGACGUGCCCGUGCUAGCGAUCUUAUCAGCAGCCCAGACAGGGCUUCUUUGGCUCAGGUGGGACCUGCAGUCUGCCCCCCCCCCCCCCCCUCACAAACACACCCAGCCCCAAGCCCCCCAGCUGUGUAUACUGGGGUCGUUACGUCGAGCCAGCACAAUUAGCCAGCUAUUGUUUUUAUUUGAUGGCGAGAGAGCUAGAGAGAGAGAUGGGGAGAGAGAGUUAGCGUUGAGUUGAGUUAGAGGGUUCAGAUGAAGUGAUUUGUGAAGAGUGAGACAGAGAAGAAGAAGAAGAAGAAGAAGAAGAGGGAAAGAGGAAGAGUGAGUGGAUUGGCGACGAGAAGUGGCGAUGAGAUUGGAGAAGGCUUUCCGGUUAGAAUUUUCUUUGGGGAGAUUUGAAUUUUUCGAUGGCCUCUUGAGGGAGUGUGUCCAAAAACGAAUAAACCGGAAAGCGAGAAGGAAAGGAUUACUGAAAGUGAAAAUGGUUAUGGAGACUUGUGAAAGGAAAGGAAGUAGGUAAAGAGAAGGUUGAUGGGAAGUUACAGUAAAUUGAGAAGUAAGCUAUUCAAAUGAUUCAGGGGAGGUCAGAGAGUAGUCAAGCAGCAUCUUUUUUCCAACAGGAUUCCCCCCAUUAAUGAAUGAAGUCGCUCAUACUUCAUCUCAAAGUUUAUUAUUUCAAUAUAUACUACGAUUUUUUUUUAACUUAUUUUUGAGCGGGGGGGGUUGACUGAGUUGUUUUGCAGUGGAAACGCUUCAGGCUGUUGAUACAGCUUGUCUAAAGGGUCAACCUGGUUGUGUGUGUGUGUGAGUGUGUGUUCUGUAAGGCCAUACGUCACAAAACCUCUGCCUUCCUCAGCCACAGCAGUAAGAAAUGGGAGGUUUAAUGGGUGACAUCAUCCAGCAUUAGCAUUAGAUGAUGUUGUUGGGAAAUUAUGCAGAAAAAAAAAAGACCCCUUGAAAAAAUACAAGAAAUCGUGUGUGUGGAAUGUUUUCAGUGGUCGGUCUGUGUUGGGAAAAGGUCCUGGGUAUUGAUUCAUAUGGAAGACUUGUAGCGUUUGGUCCUGGAUUUGUAUUGUCAACUGGAUUUACAGUGAUGAAAUUAUACUAUGUUAGUAUUUUUGUUUUAUUACGCUUCUGUUUUAUGAUUCUACAAAAUAUAAGAAACUUUUAUAUUGCGCUAUGUUAUGGUAGGACUUGUAUUCUUCCUUUGAAUUUGGCAAAAGAUAUGCAUAAAUCUCAAAUCAGUGUUUGUGUGUUGAGUGUUGCCCGCCUGUUUUGGGUAAACCCAUAGGGUCAGAUAAGCUCUCAUAUUGAAUGAUACACAAACGGCAAAACUGUACCAAAGUGAUUGGAAUAGAGGUAACCUCAAAGUAUGUAGCUCCAUCUGGCUAAAUAGCUAACACCAAAGAAGAAGUAUUGUCAUCUACCGAAGUUGCGGAGUGCCAUAAUGCUGGGAAACAGAGGACAGUACGAUUUGACAAAGUAUUUUGCUGCCGAACUGGAAAAAUGACUGACUUAUCUCCGUUGGUUCACUGACUAAUCAUAGGAAAACUUGACUGGAUCUUUUUGUUUUGUUAUGACAAUAAUAAUAAAUUGGUAUUAUUUUGUUAUUUAAGUGCUUUUGUUUGGUUCAGGCUCAGUACUAUUCACUUUUGGUUCUGUACUGGUGUCUGAGAGUGAUUCCAGACGGCCAAGGUUGAAAAUGAUCAGUGCCUUCGCUAUCUUCUAUGAUUUUGUUUUUAUAAUGAAAAAAAUAUUAUCAUUUUGUUUUUUUAUAUAUUUAUUGCUGAUCAAGCCAUUCAAAAAAAUACAACUAAUUCAAAAGAACUCCAUAUCUAUGGGUUGGCUUCGUUUGGACUGUAUGAGCCUCCAUAACUGUACACAGUCAGAAUUAUUCAGUCGUCACUGACAUCAGGCAUACAAGUUGGUGUCCAUUGGAAAGCGAUGGUCAUUGCGUGUUGUUUUACCGAAACCAAAGUGUUAGAUUCAGCAAAUCCUGUAAAAUGUCUUAAUUCAUCCAUCGGGGUGUUUCUCCACUCAGCAUCGUGCCUCUGUAAAGUACGUAAACAACUUCAAUAAAAGGAUAAUGAGAAGCUGUGUGUUCUGUCCAUGUUGUGUGCGAGUGGGUGGGUCUGUUCCUUUUAACUAGCGGGAAAAGCUAAAAACGAGUGCAAAAAUAAGACAAUAGGGUGUGUUUCCUGUGAGAGAAAGUGUGAAACUGGCCAAUAAGACAAAGAUUACUGCGUGCACAAGGAGACGUUUUAAAAUAAAUAGCAGACCUUUGAUUGGCCUCUAAAAAACAGCUUCUGCUAAUGAUUACAAAGUAAAAGCCCCCGCCCCC